AUGCCUCCGCCGUCCCUGAAAAAGCCCGCUGUGCCGGCAUACAAGCCGCCACCAUCAGUCCUCCGCGCCGCGGCUGCAACGGGAGCUGGGAGCGGUCCUGGGCGGGGCGGCCCGGCAAGAGGGAUACCCAUCACCGGCCGCAGCGGCGGCCGGGGACCGCCCACCAUCAUCGCCGAUGGUCCGCCAGCACCCCCCGCCGCCGACGGAGCCGCCACUCCAGGAAGUCGCGGUACGACACCAUCCGGUACGGCGGCAGCAUCGGCCGCCGCCGUGGCAGCGGCGAGCGUCAGCUCCGGAACCACUGCUCCUGUGGCUACGCCGGUGGCGCCGUCGGGGCCGUCCGCCGCUAGCAGCAGCAUCUUCACUCGUAGUGACGGGAGGACCAUUGAGGACGAGUACGACCCGAUGCGACCCAAUGAUUACGAGGAGGUGAUGGCGGCGCGGGAGCGGGCGCGCAAGGCUGCGGAGGCGGAGGCCGAGCGGCUCGCCAAGCUGAAGGAAAUGGAAGCGGAGGCCGAGCGGCUGCGCAAGCAGGAGGAGGAACGCGCACGCAGCGCGGCGGCGGCGGGCAGCAGCGCCGGUGGCGGCGGCAGCGGCAGCGGCGUGAUGUCAAUGGAGGAGUACGAGCGACGGCGCGCGGCAAUGGGCAUGACGGGCGAUGACGCGUUCGCGCGGCGGGGGCGAAUGCCGACAGCUCCUGGCGGGCCCGGUGCUGGCGGCGGCGGCGGCGGCGGCAGCAGCGGCCCUGGCGGAGAUGAAGGUGCGGGAUCCAACAAGGGCAUGACGCUGGCUCAGAAGCUGCUGGAAAAGAUGGGCUGGCGCGAGGGAGAGGGCCUGGGCAAGAAUCGGCAGGGUAUUUCCAAUCCGCUGGUGGCUCAGAAGACCAACCAGCGCGCCGCCGUCAUUGUGGAAGCACCGCCCGCGCCCAACAAGCCCGCCACAGGGGUCUUCGCAUCAUCAGAAGGGCCCGAUGCCAAGCGACUUAAAGGUGCCGUACUGACGGGCGUCCCGUCACGCGUCAUCUGCAUGCGCAAUAUGGUGGGCCCAGGGCAAGUGGAUGAGGAGCUUGAGGAGGAGGUAGGUCAGGAGCUGACCAAGUACGGCAAGGUCUUGGACGUGUUGAUCUUUGAGGUUACGACUCCCGGCUACGUCGAGGAGGAGGCUGUUCGCAUCUUUGUGCAGUUCGAGCGGCAGGAGAGCGCCACCAAGGCCGCCGUGGACCUUCAGGGCCGCUUCUUUGCCGGUCGCUCCGUGCGGGUGUCGUUCUUCCCGGAGGAGCGCUUUAUGGCCACGGACCUUGCGCCCAAGCAGGGCGAGUUUGACUAG
Molecule: messenger RNA, 1326 nt
Organism: Volvox carteri f. nagariensis
Lineage: Eukaryota; Viridiplantae; Chlorophyta; Chlorophyceae; Chlamydomonadales; Volvocaceae
Exons: 10
Coding region: 1-1326 (441 amino acids)
Biological process (GO): mRNA cis splicing, via spliceosome
Cellular component (GO): precatalytic spliceosome
Molecular function (GO): RNA binding
Source: RefSeq, a predicted model, not a curated record